CCGAUCUCCACCUGCAGGGCGGACGGGAGAGCGAAAGGGCCGGCCGGGGCGGCGCUAUGGGGCUGAGGGAGCGGCUACGGUCCGGCAGCCUGGUUGCGGAUGCGCAAUAGGCGCAGGAAAAGCGAAGCGGCCGGUCACCUGCUCCGUGAAGCAGAGGGCGCCGGGAGUGCCGCCACGCCCUUGUUCUGGUGUGAUGCCAAAGAGUGCCGUGUGGCCAGGCAGCAUGACUGUGGAAGGCAUCCCCAGCGUGGCCUACGAUGGCAGCUGUGACAGUACGGUCAGCCUCGGCCCUGCCCUUAGCAACGGCAGUCUGGAGGACCUGUCUGCGGCGGAGAGGGAAUGCCUGAUGUUCCUGGAGGAGACCAUCGAAUCCCUAGAGGCUGAGGAGGAUCACGCCUCGUCCAGUAUCACGGAUAGCCUGACGUUCGAGACACCGGCCUUGUCUUGGAGUUUGGACCCACCCGGAUGGGAAGGCGACGGGGGUACAGGGGUGCAAGAAUUACGAGACCCCCUCCCCCCUGCCCCGCACAUGGGACACAGCGACCGCACCAUUCAUCCUGGAGUAGACGUCUCACCGCUGAAAGCGACACAAUUAAACACAGAACUGCCUGACCAACCAAGGUCCACCGCAGAAAGCCAGAACCAUGAAGGUCAGGACAGUGUCCCACCUGAAGUCAGCCUGGAGUUGAUCCCACCUCCGUUAGACUUCAGGGAUGAUCCAUUGGAGCAGAAAGAUCCAGUCAUCAGGGGUCCACUUAUCCACAAUGACCUUCAGAAACUGCAAAAUCAAGCCAGUCUCAAGAAAUCACCUCCUGUAUCUCCUGACCCCAAGGGGAAACCUCUUCCUGAACAUACCCUCAAUGGCAGCAUGCCAUCUUCGCCUACUGAGGUUGUACCCAUGCAUGAGCUCGGUGAACAAAAGAGCAGCCCACCCACGGUGGCCCCCAAGCCCAAGAAGCUGCCUUCCAACAUCAUCCUGAAGAGCCACAAGACACCAGGGUCCAGCCAAGACUCUGCAUCUCCAACAAACAGCACAACUACUUCCCCCAGCGAGAGGCUGGUGAUGGACCCACAGAAGGUGAGGAUGGAGGCCCUACGUAAAAUUGGCCUUUUGAAGGCUGAUGACGUUGACUGUGGGGUCACCCACAGUCCUGGCCACUCCCCCAAGUCUUACAGAUUUUUCCAGCUCCCUACCCCACCCAUCAGCCCUUCCUCCACCUUCUUACAGUCGAGCGAUGUUAACAUUGUUCCAGCAUCUGCCUCGACCUUCAAGGAGCUCCAUGAAGCGAGAGACAGACCAGCUCUUCCAGGGGGGCAUCAAGAGCAGGUCAACAAGCCUGUGAACUUUCCUGGGGUCAAAUCUGCAUCCUUGGAGCGAAGCCCCUGCAGCCCUAGAAGGCAUCAGGCCGGUCGUGGCUCCUUUGGCAGCCAUCAGGGCCCCUCCAAGGCCAUCGGCAACGGCUCCCCGUCCUCCGAGCACAACUCAAGGCCUCGACCCGCCUCUCUAGGCAACAGGCAUGACUUAAGGGGCAACAUUUCGCUGCCGAACACAGAUGCUAAGGCAUCAGAAGUCAGGGACAGGGAGAAGGUGGCCCCCCAAUACGUGCUGGGCCCCCCCAAGCUCCCGCGCUCGCAGGGUGUCAGUGUAGUGAUCAGCCCCCGCGGAGAUGUGGGCGAGGCCCGCCGAGAGGCACUAAGGAAGCUGGGGUUGCUAAAGCACUGAGGCUCCCCUGCUCCUCAGGAAGCACCUCUGAGCUCAGGGCUGGAGCUCAGCCUCCCAUUGGCUGGUUUAUCCUGCAAUAGUCACACAGGAGAACGAUGUGAGAAGAUCAUUCAUCCCACUGCCACUAAUGUGCACCUUCUGGGACACAGAUAUGUAAAUACCUGCUGUACUGUAUAUGGGAUUGUUUGUGACGGAUCAGUCUGAGCAAAUCUUUUUUUUCCAUGCAUAUCUUAAAUAGUAUCACUGUCUUUCAUGGCUGUAAGAAUUUUAGUUUUUAGUGAAGCUGAGUAAUGUAACAUUUAAUUUGUAAUAUAAGGUAUAACCGGUGGCCCUGUAAUUAAGCAUGAAGUUAUGUAAUGAGCUACGGGGUGGACUGUGAUGUACCGUUGAGAGAGGUCCUUCUUAGAAUGUGUUGCAUUGCAAAGAUCUUGUUACAAGAGCAGACAGUGUGGGAUACCAUGUUACAUUAAACCUUCCAGCUGUGUGUGUGAA
This is a messenger RNA of Paramormyrops kingsleyae, 2215 nucleotides long. Its product is annotated as specifically androgen-regulated gene protein. Lineage: Eukaryota; Metazoa; Chordata; Actinopteri; Osteoglossiformes; Mormyridae. The record is from RefSeq and is a predicted model, not a curated record.